Molecule: messenger RNA, 1895 nt
Organism: Phascolarctos cinereus (koala)
Lineage: Eukaryota; Metazoa; Chordata; Mammalia; Diprotodontia; Phascolarctidae
Gene: FTCD
Product: formimidoyltransferase cyclodeaminase
Molecular function (GO): transferase activity; folic acid binding
Source: RefSeq, a predicted model, not a curated record
ACAGGGACAGGUAGAGUUUAGUGGGUCCUGGGUAUAAGGACCCUGGCCACCCUCGGGAGAGCCACUGGUUGGCUGGAGAGCUAAGAAAACAGCUCUCUGUUCAUUGUAGGGCCCACGAGGGGCUUCCAGGAUGUCUCAGCUGGUGGAGUGCGUCCCCAACUUCUCUGAGGGCAACAACCAAGAGGUCAUUGAUGCUGUUGCCCAGGCCAUCUCCCAGACUGCAGGCUGUGCCUUACUGGACGUAGAUGCAGGCCCUUCCACCAACCGGACAGUGUACACCUUUGUGGGCACCCCUGAAGAUGUCGUGGAGGGGGCCUUGCAGGCUGCUCGGGUAGCUUUCCAGCUCAUCGACAUGACCAAACACAAAGGUGAACAUCCCCGAAUGGGUGCCCUCGAUGUCUGCCCCUUCAUCCCAGUGAAGAAUGUGACAAUGGAUGAGUGUGUUCUGUGUGCCCACACCUUUGGCCAGCGGCUGUCCCAGGAGCUCAGGGUGCCAGUUUAUUUGUACGGAGAAGCGGCUCAGCAGGAACAGAGGAGAACAUUGCCCGCAAUCCGAGCAGGAGAAUAUGAAGCCCUGUCCGAAAAACUCAAGAAGGCUGAGUGGGCCCCCGAUUUUGGUCCCAGCACCUUUGUGCCCACAUGGGGGGCCACAGUCACAGGAGCCCGGAAGUUCCUCAUCGCGUUCAACAUCAACCUUAUUUGUACCAAAGAGCAGGCCCAUCGGAUUGCCCUGAACAUCCGGGAGCAGGGACGGGGGAAGGACCAGCCUGGGCGACUGAGGAAAGUUCAGGGUAUAGGCUGGUACCUGAAUGAGAAGAACAUUGCACAGGUGUCCACCAACCUUCUGGAUUUUGAAAUCACUGCCCUCCACACGGUGUAUGAGGAGACCUGCAGAGAUGCCCAGGAGCUGAAUCUGCCAGUUGUGGGCUCUCAGCUGGUGGGCCUGGUCCCUCUGAAGGCCCUUCUGAAUGCAGCAGAGUUUUAUUGCCAGAAGGAAAACCUUUUCAUCCUGGAGGAGGAGCACAGAAUUCGACUGGUGGUGAACCGGCUGGGCCUGGACUCCUUGUCUCCCUUUCAUCCAAAGGAGCGCAUUAUUGAGUACAUGGUUCAGGAUGGCGCGAUGAGCAGGAGCUUGGUCUCAAAGUCACUUUCUGCUUUUGUCUGUGAUGUGGGGGCCCGCGCUGCCACUCCUGGGGGUGGCUCCGUGGCCGCAGCAGUGGCCGCCAUGGGGGCAGCUCUGGGCUCUAUGGUAGGGCUGAUGACCUAUGGAAAGCGGCAGUUUGAGCAUCUGGACCCUGUCAUGAGGAGGCUCAUUCCCCCUUUGCAUCAAGCAAUGAAAGAGCUGCUAGUGAUGGUGGACACGGAUGCGGACGCCUUCAGUGGCUACAUGGAAGCGAUGAAGAUGCCCAAAAACACACCUGAAGAAAAGGAGAGGUGCACGGCUGCCAUGCAGGAAGGGCUGAAAAAGGCCAUCGGGGUCCCCUUUGGCCUGGCACAGAAAGUGAAUACGCUGUGGCCAACUUUGAAGGAGAUGGCACUUUAUGGGAAUCUCACAUGCAAAUCGGACCUGCAGGUGGCCGCCAAAGCUUUAGAAACAGGCGUCUUUGGGGCCUAUUUCAAUGUUCUCAUCAAUCUAAGGGACAUAAGUGAUGAACGCUUUCGGAGACAGAUGCAUGAAAAAAUUUCUCACCUCCUGGAGGAAGCUCAGAGCAAUGCUGCCUCUGUGCUGGAGUCCCUGGCAGCCCGAACAGAGUGAAGAGCCUGGCAGAAUCUGGGGGGAGAGCACACCAGCCUGGCCCAUUGCUUCAUCCACCCACCUAUCCACCCAUCCAUCCAUCCACCUGUUGCAGGCUGAGAGGUUGAGAGGUUGUGACCCCUCAAAGACUGGAGUACAG